Messenger RNA from Equus caballus (horse), 695 nucleotides. RefSeq names its product NADH:ubiquinone oxidoreductase subunit B10 (gene NDUFB10). The record is from RefSeq and is a predicted model, not a curated record. NCBI's taxonomy places the organism in Eukaryota, Metazoa, Chordata, Mammalia, Perissodactyla, Equidae.
CGCAGGCGCGGCCGCCCUCGGUCGUCCUCUGCUGCGGGCGAGCUAGGCCCCGGGACCCAGGCGGAGGCCGGGGCAGCGCGUCCGACAGCGGAGCCCGUCGAGCGCCGCCAUGCCGGAUAGCUGGGACAAGGACGUGUACCCCGAGCCCCCGCGCCGCACACCAGCGCCGUCGCCGCAGACCUCGCUGCCCAACCCCAUCACCUACUUGACUAAGGCCUUCGACCUCCUCGUGGACCGGCCCGUGACCCUCGUGAGAGAGUUUAUAGAGCGGCAGCAUGCAAAGAACAGGUCUUACUACUACCACCGGGAGUUCCGCCGCGUGCCAGACAUCACCGAGUGCAAGGAAAAGGACAUCUUGUGCAUGUUUGAAGCAGAAAUGCAAUGGAGAAGAGACUACAAAGUCGAUCAAGAAAUUGUCAACAUUAUCCAGGAAAGGCUGAAGGCCUGUCAGCAGAGGGAAGGUGAGAGCUACAAGCAGAACUGUGCCAAGGAGCUGGAGCAGUUCACCCAGGUGGCCAAGGCCUACCAGGACCGCUAUCACGACCUUGGGGCCCAUUAUUCUGCCAGGAAGUGCCUGGCAAAACAGAAGCAGAGGAUGCUAGCAGAGAGAAAAGCCGCUAAAGAGGCAGCUGCUGCCUGAGGCAGCCCCCUCACACGACUACGGCCAUUACUAAAAUAAAGAGUAACAAAAGCUG